Molecule: messenger RNA, 2004 nt
Organism: Acaulospora colombiana
Lineage: Eukaryota; Fungi; Glomeromycota; Glomeromycetes; Diversisporales; Acaulosporaceae
Source: the annotation of a GenBank genome assembly
AUGGAGCCAUACGCCAUUAGCAAUAAUAGUCAUUUCUAUAUCGCGAAUAAAAAAAUGAUUGUUCAGGAUUUUAUCAGAGAAAGUUGGGAUAAAGAUUUGGGUGUACUCAAUAAAUAUCCACACGGGGAGAAAGUAAAAAAUUUGCAGGAUAAUCUUGCAAAAAAACGACCAAAGGAAGAUGGAUCGUUCAUCAACGAAAGAUGGGAGCAAGGACGUUGGAAAUUAAAAAUUGAAUCACACAAUAUCUUACUCACCAAUGAAAAAACCGAUCCGAAAGGUCGCGACGUAUACAUGCAUCAAGCUAAAGAUCAUGACGUACACAUGCACGAUGAUAAAGAUAUAAAGAAGGCAAGGAAGAAGAGAGACGUGGGAAGAGAAAAGGAAGGUUCACAUAAUGGCAAGGCCGAUGCGACAAAAUAUAUUUCUGAAGUUAAAGUUUUGGAGAAUGAAGAUUUGUUGAUGACCACAAUUAUUGGCGUGCUUAUUUGGACUGUCAAAUGCGUCAAGGCUGCCGGUGAUUCAAAGGAUAAUGUCGAUGAGGAUUCAGAGGAGUCGAAAAUCGAUGAUGAGAUUAAGAAUGAAAUACGCUUGCGUUACUUUUGGACUUGGUAUGAUGAAGAGAACGUGGAAUGGGAUUCUCAUCUACGCUUACCCCCAGCAGACUUCGAAUUAUAUUUACCUUCACCAGAUUUCGAUUUUAUAAUUCAAAAUCAAGACACUUAUGCUGUUGGUUCUGAAAAGAAAUCACCUUUCUUUAAAGAAUUGAUUGCUGAUUAUUCCACGGACAGAUUCAAGUUAGACCUUUACGGAAAUCGCUUGCUAGAAAUGUUAGUUGAUAACAAUGAAAACGAUCUGAUUGAGGAAUUAAUCGAAUCCAUCAAGGAAAUGACUAUUGAUAAUCAUACGAAACAUUUUGUUUCAAAUAUUAGGUUACUCAAUAUAAUUGCUUGCAACUUCGUUAAGCUGUCAAAUCAGUACCCAAAUAUUUCCAACCGCAUUUUAUCUCUGGUAGCCUUUUUUGCACCCGGCGAUCAAACAUCACCCGGAGUCGUCAACCACUAUUCGACUUCAAGACAUCAUCAGCACCUUGAUGCAUUUCCCGAAAUCUCUUCUAUUAAUCUUUUAACCCCAGUUAAACGUUUCUUCAAUUAUUUAUCACGUCCCAAGAAAUUUUUCAUCGAAGGAUUUUCCCAGGAAGAAGGAAAAUUAACUAUCAAGUUAACUUUUCCACUGCCUAAUUUCGUUAGCUAUCCUUCUGAAUACAAUACCUAUUCAGAAUUAAUCUCCCCGCAACAUAGUCCCUUCACCGACUAUGACAAGACUCAGCUUUAUAAAUGGUGGAAUGUUGAUAACUAUUCUUUAACCACACCAAGCAAUUCGAGCGACCCAAAUAAUCCAUGGAACCUGGCAACAAAGCUAUAUUCUGUUUCAGAUGGUACUAUUAAUGAAACCUCGUCCCUGGUCGAGCUUCCCAGUGAGAGCACAAACAUGUUUUCCAUGCUCGAUACUUCAAUACUGGCCGUCUAUUUAAUGCUGACGGGGGAUUCCAGUCCCAUAUCAUCCUCGUCACUGACCGAAAAUAUCACAUUAGUUAUUAUAAUCGUGACUUUCUCGUUUUUCACCACCAUUUAUUUAAUGAACUUGUUUAUCGGUUUGCUCAGCAAUGCAAUUGGUGAAACUAGCAACUAUGAAUCUUUUCUACUAUUGAAGGCUGAUGUUUUGGCGGAAAUCGAGCUAUUCUAUAUGCUACCUCGUCAAAGGAGAAAACACGACUGGUUUCCGGAAUUUUUUUUCUAUGAGGCUGAAGUAAGCAAGCUGAAGGAUAUCAUCAUUUCUAUGCAAAACCAUACUUACGAAGGUUUGAAUCCUCCAUACAUUCCCAAAAGAUUAUUUGAUUUGAUUCAUGUGCAUACGAAAAAUGAAUUUGGUGGCAAUGAUUUUGAGAAACUGAUGCAGAAGAUAGAGAACAUUGAAAAGAAAAUUGAGUCUAUAGAAAAAGAAUAA